Solanum stenotomum is the source of this 3102-nucleotide messenger RNA. RefSeq lists its product as uncharacterized. Gene Ontology annotation, biological process: DNA replication; double-strand break repair via homologous recombination. Lineage: Eukaryota; Viridiplantae; Streptophyta; Magnoliopsida; Solanales; Solanaceae. Gene Ontology annotation, molecular function: nucleic acid binding; 3'-5' DNA helicase activity; ATP binding. The transcript has 20 exons. The record is from RefSeq and is a predicted model, not a curated record. Gene Ontology annotation, cellular component: nucleus; cytoplasm; chromosome. The coding region runs from base 111 to 2864 and encodes 917 amino acids.
GCCCAAAGCUGGAAAAGUCGGAGGGACAUAUACCAAAACAUUCACAAUUACCUCUUUAGCCGUAAAGUAAAAACUCAGAGUGAGUUCACGGCGAUUCGCUUCUCUCGAUAAUGGAAAUGCAGUCUACUCUUAAGAAAUAUUUUGGGUACACAGAGUUUCGACCUUAUCAAAAGGAAAUCAUAGAGAAGAUUUUAGAUGGAAAAGACUGUUUGGUUAUAAUGGCCACCGGCAGUGGCAAAUCAUUGUGCUAUCAGGUUCCCCCACUGAUAACUGGAAAGGCUGCUGUAGUUAUAAGUCCUCUCAUCUCUUUGAUGCAAGAUCAGGUCAUGGCAUUAAAACAUAGGGGCAUUAAAGCUGACUAUCUUUCAAGUGCUCAGACUGAUCGUGGGGUGCAGUCCAAUGCUGAGUUGGGUCACUAUGAUAUUCUCUAUAUGACUCCAGAAAAGGCUUGUGCUCUUCCUACCAGUUUCUGGUCAAGAUUGUUGAAAGCAGGGAUGUGUCUCUUGGCUGUUGAUGAAGCACACUGCAUCUCAGAAUGGGGUCACGAUUUCAGGGUUGAGUAUAAGCAGUUGGACAAGCUGCGUAAUGUUCUUUUGAAUGUUCCAUUUGUUGGCUUGACAGCAACUGCUACAGAAAAAGUUCGGAGUGACAUUAUCAACUCCUUGCUGAUGAAAGACCAUCAUGUUGCUAUUGGCUCAUUUGAUCGCAAAAAUCUUUUUUACGGAGUCAAAUCUUUUAGUCGUAGUUCUCAAUUUGUUGAUCAGCUGGUGGAGGAGAUCUCUAAAUAUGUAGAUAAUGCGAAUUCAACAAUAGUAUAUUGUACAACUGUCAAAGACACUGAAGAGAUCUUCAAAUCACUUCUUGAGGCAGGAAUCAAAGCUGGAAUCUACCAUGGUCAAAUGGCUAAUAAAGCACGUGAGGAGGCUCAUAGGUCAUUUAUCAGAGAUGAAUUCUAUGUCAUGGUUGCAACUGUUGCUUUUGGCAUGGGUAUAGAUAAACCAAACGUAAGGUAUGUGAUACACUACGGCUGUCCAAAGAGUCUGGAGUCUUACUACCAGGAAAGUGGACGAUGCGGCAGAGAUGGCGUUCCUUCAGCUUGCUGGCUUUACUACACAAGAAGUGACUUUGGAAAAGCUGAUUUCUACUCUGCAGAAGCUCGUUCAGCAUCUCAAAAAAAAGCUAUUAUGGAAGCAUUUUCUGCUGCACAACAUUACUGCAUGCUGUCAACUUGUAGAAGAAAAUAUUUGUUGGAUUACUUUGCAGAUGAGUAUGCCCAUGAUGAUUGUGGAAACUGUGAUAUUUGCACUAGCUCAAUGAAGGAAAAGGACUUGUCAAGAGAAGCAUUUCUUCUUAUGGCUUGUAUUCAGUCAUGUGGAGGCUGUUGGGGCUUGAAUCUACCCAUAGGAAUUCUUCGUGGAUCUCGAUCCAAGAAAAUUGUUGAUGCUCAGUUUGACAAGCUUCCAUUUCAUGGUCUUGGGAAAGAAUUAUCUGCAAAUUGGUGGAAGGGACUGGCUUACCAAUUGAUUUCACGUGAUUAUUUGGUAGAAACCUUCAAAGAUAUGUACAAAACUGUGAGUGUCAGUGAAAAAGGAUUGCAGUUUCUGAGAUCUAGUAACCCUGAUCAUCAACCUCCACUGUUUUUGCCGGAGACUCCUGAAAUGGAUCUUGAUGAGAAAAACAUAGAUACACCCAGUGAAACGAGUGAGAUCAAUGGUUUGGCUUUUAAGGAAUUUGAAGGAUUUUCACAAGCUGAAACUCAACUGUACAAAAUACUUAUAGAAGAGAGAAUUAAGCUUGCCAGAGCUACUGGAACUGCUCCAUAUGCAGUCUGUGGUGACCAAACAUUGAAAAGGAUAAGCUUGACAAGGCCUUCUACAAAAGCAAGACUAGCAAAUAUAGAUGGCGUAAACCAGCAUUUCAUAAAACUGUAUGGGGAUAAUUUUCUUCAAAGUAUUAAGCGUCUAUCAGAAGCUUGCAAUCUUUCUUUGGAUGGGGAUCCAACCAGUCAAACCCCUGUUCCCAGUAAGACUGUCACAGUUCCAAGCAAUAAAAAGUUAACACCAGCAAAAUUUGAAGCAUGGAAGAUGUGGCAUGAGGAUGGUCUUACGUUCAAAGAAAUUGCUAAUUUUCCCGGUAGAGCAGUAGCAAUAAAGGAACAAACUGUGCUAGAGUAUAUAUUCGAAGCUGCACGAGAGGGAUGCAAAAUGAAUUGGACCAGGUUUUGUGAAGAGACUGGGCUGAAAAGAGAGACAUUCUUAAGUAUCCAGAAUGCUGUCUCAAAAGUUGGUAGAGAAAAAUUGAAGCCCAUAAAAACCGAGUUACCAGAAGAGGUAAGUUAUGGUCAGAUAAAGGCAUACUUGACGAUGCAAGAGGCAGGAGUAUCAGCUGAAGUAUUUUCAUCCAAAUCCGAACAAAGUUGCAAUGAAGAUGAAUGUUUGACUGAAAUAUCAGAAGUACUACAGAACUCUAUUAUUCCAUCUGACAUGCAAGGAGAUGAUGACAUAGUUGAAGCACCUGGCAUCACUGGUAUAAAUGGUGCUUCUCCUCCUGGAAAGACUGAAGGAGCAGAAUCUCAUCUCCUGACUGAGGAGAUUAGGAAAGAAGCUGCAUCCAGUGAAGGUGAUUUUCUCAUUCAUAAAAAACGCCAGAGGGUCGAAGCAGCAGAAGGAGAAAGUUUUAGGGCUCUGGUUGCCACAGAAGAAUCCAUAUUGAGCUGGCUCAAGAACUUUGAUGAUGGGGUUACCCUUUCUGAUCUCUUGGAGCACUUCAAUGGGUCCACCGAGAAAUCUUUAGUGAAUCUUCUUUGUUGUCUUGAAGGUGAGUUUUUGAUAUAUAGGAAGAACAAUCUAUACAAGCUUUUGUAAACUUUCCAUGUAAUUAGACAUUAAUGGGUUCAUAUCUAUUUCUCUGGUAUUUGCCACCCCUUUCUACUCUGUUGUUUUUCGGAUAUAUGAUCCUCAGAAAAGCUUGAGUUUGUUAAAUUGGGAAAUGGUUUCUUUAUUACCUAGUAAAUUUCUAUAUAGUGGCUGGCUGGAUGAUUAAAUUCACCUGCUAACUAGUUAUCUAGUGCAGACAUGUGAUUGUUACAAGUUACAUCAAUCU